Arachis ipaensis is the source of this 846-nucleotide messenger RNA. The record is from RefSeq and is a predicted model, not a curated record. Lineage: Eukaryota; Viridiplantae; Streptophyta; Magnoliopsida; Fabales; Fabaceae.
AUGAAUGACACACUUCAAACCUUUAUGCAAGAGCAAUGUGAGUUUUACAAGAAACAAGAAACAUAUAUGGCUACUAUUGCCGAAGCUCUCUCUCGUUUGACCCUUUCUCCUACGACUACACAAAAUGCCCAACAAGCCUCAACUUCUAGUGGUUUACCUUCUCAACCCCAACCAAAUCUAAAGGAAAGCAUCAAUGCUAUCACCCUUAGGAGUGGCACCAAGUUGGAUGAAAUUGGUGUUGUGCCUACAAGUUUGGGUGAGAAAACCCACAAUGAAGAGGUGGGAGAUGGUGUGAAAGUGAUGAAGGAUGAGGAGAAGAAUGUUGCAAAAGGUGAGGAGGAACCACUCAAGGCCAAGGAGCUAGAGAGGAAGAAUCUGGUUGAAGAGCCUAUGCCAAUUCCAUUUUUAACUUUGGCUAAGAAGGCUAAGAAGCAAGAAGAACUUGACCCCAGCAUGGUGAAAAUUUUUAAAAAUGUUGAAGUCACCGUCCCUCUCUUUCAAGCCAUUCAACAAGUGCCCAAGUAUUCCAAGUUCCUCAAAGAUGUUUGCACACAUAAGGACAAGAUUGGCAAAUUCAACAAAAGGCCGGUAGAUGAUUCUAUCUCUUCUCUAAUUCCUGAAAAAUACAAUGAUCCCGAUCCAUGUUUGGUUACUUGUUUGAUUGGUGGGAUAAAGUUCAUGGAUUGUAUGUGCGACUUGGGGGCGUGCGUAAGCAUUAUGCCACUCCCCAUUUAUGAGAGAUUGAACUUGUCACCCCUAAAGAGGUCCGUGGCGAGAUUUGUGUUGGUAGAUAAGAGCAUUGUGUCAGUUGUAGAAAUUGCGGAAAAUGUGCUAGUUGACAUCUAA